Molecule: messenger RNA, 2206 nt
Organism: Monopterus albus (swamp eel)
Lineage: Eukaryota; Metazoa; Chordata; Actinopteri; Synbranchiformes; Synbranchidae
Gene: sar1b
Product: secretion associated, Ras related GTPase 1B
Exons: 7
Coding region: 201-797 (198 amino acids)
Biological process (GO): intracellular protein transport
Molecular function (GO): GTPase activity; GTP binding
Source: RefSeq, a predicted model, not a curated record
GAAGCAGCUGGGCAGAGUUUGGGGAGUUGUUGGACAGCCAUUGCAGUGUCGUGGCUUAGUAAGAAAAUACGAAAAAGGAGAGGACGACCUGGCAUUUCAGGAUCUCUUUUUUGACCGGUAAACCAAGUUACAUGACUAUAAGCGCGAAUACACUCUGUAAAUUAAUCUGCGCCUAAUAACGGGAUUCAACAGCUCCGGAUAUGUCAUUCAUAUUUGAUUGGGUUUACAGCAGUUUCAAUAGCGUACUACAGUUUUUAGGACUGUACAAGAAAUCCGGCAAGUUAGUAUUUCUUGGCCUGGACAAUGCUGGCAAAACAACGCUACUGCACAUGCUCAAAGAUGACAGAUUGGGACAGCAUGUGCCAACCUUACAUCCAACCUCAGAAGAGUUGACAAUUGCUGGCAUGACCUUCACCACCUUCGACCUUGGAGGUCACGCACAAGCUCGCAGAGUGUGGAAAAACUACCUCCCUGCCAUUAAUGGCAUCGUCUUCCUCGUGGAUUGUGCGGACUUGACCAGAUUGGCCGAAUCAAAAGCCGAACUUGAUGCAUUAAUGACAGACGAGACUAUCGGAAACGUGCCUAUCCUGAUCCUGGGUAACAAGAUUGACAGACCAGAAGCCAUCAGUGAAGAGAAGCUGAGGGAAUUGUUUGGAUUGUAUGGACAGACGACCGGCAAGGGCCACAUUCCUAUGAAGGAGCUGAACACGAGACCAUUGGAGGUGUUUAUGUGCAGCGUGUUGAAGAGGCAGGGCUACGGCGAGGGCUUCCGCUGGCUCUCCCAGUACAUCGACUAAGACAGCGGAGCCCCGUAACACACCGACAACACCAUCACCAUCAGGAGGGCGCUGAUCCCAGCCAUUUGAGAAGCCCACCGUUGUCACCAGAGCAUCAUUCUCAGCCCCAUGUUUGGUUAAACAAGUCUGCCUCCAUCUUCAGCAAAACCAGUACAACUUGAUCCCAAUAGACUUUUAUUGGUUGAACAUUUGGUUCUGCACUUACAGCAUUCAUACCUGUAUGUGCAUGCGCAUGUUUGUUUCCAUCUCUCUCUCUUUUUCUAAGAGUAACCAUUGGUUCCUCGGUAAAGAGUGUUCAAAUUCAAACAGAUGAAUCUUUUCUAUAUCGUGUCUGUCAGUACCUGCCCUCCCUCCCUGCCAUUUGUUCAUUGUGAUGAUAGAUGCAUUAUAACUGUAAAUCUGUAUAUGAUUCCAUUGGUAUAUCAUACAUCGCUGGCGCCUCUCCCCACUCUUUGGUUCAUUUUGAGCUUCGGGAGAGAAAGCAACAUGCAUUGCAGUACACUUUUUUAACAGUACAGACAUUCAUGCAACACUGUAAUUAAUCACCACAUCUUGGCUUGUCCCAUUUCUUUUUUUCUACAUGAUUUAAAUAAAUAAAAAGUGUGGCCACAUAUAUACAGCCCUCGCAAUAGACAUGAGGCUGGAGCAGUGCAUUUAUCUUAGUGUAUCAGAAAUUAGAUCUUCUUCUUUAGGUUACUUGGAAUUUAAAAUACUUGGGUUCCAGACUUAAACCUUAUGGGCACAGUAGCAUUGAAUGGAUACUAGUAAACAGUGGGCUCCCUAUUUUUGAUGAGAAGCACAGGGUGGUAGUAUAACAACUGGAGGAGCUUUUUAGUAGAAAAUAAUACUGGCAGCAACCCCUGCAAGGUCUGAUGAUAUCAUGUAGAUAGCACAAUGGUCAGUUAAUGGAAAGAAAAGUAUUUAAAUAAAUGACACUUUGGAAUAAAUAGCUUGAUAAUGUGCAGUAAGAUGAAGGGAGGAAUAAACAGGUGGUUGUUACAUGUAGUAGCUGUCAAUAUUCAACAGUGCACCCUACGGAUGUAUUUUGCAGCGCAGAGCCUAUUCACAGGGUGGAUCUAGUGAGUGGGCCUAGAGAAGAGAGGACAUAAUCCCAUAAUGGGACCAGGUAGCCAGGCCUAAGACAUCUGUAAGAAGGGACCAUAUAUAUAUAUAUAUGAAAUGUACAUGGACAUCGUACAUGGAUUUUGUAUUUAUAAGUGGCAUCCUUUGAUCUGUGUGCAUUACCAGAAACUAUUAUGCAUGCCUUGUUCUUUUGAGUUUUAAUGACCAUUAUUCCAGCGUGUACAUUGGGAGAGAAGAAGAUGCCAAAAAUUUACGAGCACCAAUUGUUUUUUUUUUAAAUGGAAGCAAUGGAAUUGUGUAUAAUACACACUUUUUCUGUCCCUGUC